AUGAGGUUCUUUCUGCUUUGGUUCUGCGUGCUGUUCCUUCUGGUCUCCAGGCUACGGGCAGUCAGCUUCCCAGAAGAUGACGAGCCCCUUAACACUGUUGACUAUCACUAUUCAAGGCAAUAUCCGGUUUUUAGAGGACGCCCUUCAGGCAACGAAUCGCAGCAUAGGCUGGACUUUCAGCUGAUGUUGAAAAUUCGAGACACACUUUACAUUGCUGGCAGGGAUCAAGUCUAUACGGUGAACUUAAAUGAAAUCCCCCAAACAGAGGUGAUACCGAGCAAGAAGCUGACAUGGAGGUCCAGACAGCAGGAUCGAGAAAAUUGUGCUAUGAAAGGCAAGCAUAAAGAUGAAUGCCACAACUUCAUCAAAGUCUUUGUCCCAAGAAAUGAUGAGAUGGUUUUUGUCUGUGGUACCAAUGCUUUCAACCCAAUGUGCAGAUACUACAGGUUGAGUACCUUAGAGUAUGAUGGGGAAGAAAUUAGUGGUCUGGCACGAUGCCCAUUUGAUGCCCGACAAACCAAUGUUGCCCUCUUUGCUGAUGGGAAACUCUAUUCUGCCACAGUGGCUGAUUUCCUGGCCAGUGAUGCUGUCAUUUACAGAAGCAUGGGCGAUGGAUCUGCCCUUCGCACAAUAAAAUACGAUUCCAAAUGGAUCAAAGAACCACACUUUCUUCAUGCCAUAGAGUAUGGAAACUAUGUCUAUUUCUUCUUCAGAGAAAUCGCCGUGGAACAUAAUAACUUAGGCAAGGCUGUGUAUUCCCGCGUGGCUCGCAUUUGUAAAAACGACAUGGGUGGCUCACAGCGGGUCCUGGAGAAGCACUGGACUUCCUUCCUAAAGGCUCGGCUUAACUGCUCGGUUCCUGGAGAUUCCUUUUUCUACUUCGAUGUUCUGCAGUCUAUAACUGACAUAAUCCAAAUCAAUGGCAUCCCCACUGUGAUUGGGGUCUUCACCACUCAGCUCAACAGCAUUCCUGGUUCUGCCGUCUGUGCCUUCAGCAUGGAUGACAUUGAGAAAGUGUUCAAAGGGCGGUUCAAAGAACAGAAAACCCCAGACUCUGUAUGGACAGCGGUUCCUGAAGACAAAGUACCAAAACCAAGGCCUGGCUGUUGUGCCAAACACGGCCUCGCGGAAGCUUACAAAACCUCCAUCGACUUCCCAGAUGACACCCUGUCUUUCAUCAAGUCCCACCCACUGAUGGACUCUGCUGUCCCACCCAUUGCAGACGAGCCCUGGUUCACAAAGACUCGGGUCAGGUACAGGUUGACAGCCAUCGAAGUGGACCGUUCAGCAGGGCCAUACCAAAACUACACAGUCAUCUUCGUUGGCUCCGAAGCUGGCGUGGUGCUUAAAGUUUUGGCAAAGACUAGUCCUUUCUCUUUGAAUGACAGUGUAUUACUCGAAGAGAUUGAAGCUUACAACCCAGCCAAGUGCAGUGCCGAGACUGAGGAGGACAGAAAGGUCAUCUCAUUACAGCUGGACAAGGAUCACCAUGCUUUAUAUGUGGCCUUCUCUAGCUGCGUGGUCCGCAUCCCCCUCAGCCGCUGCGAGCGCUACGGAUCCUGUAAAAAGUCUUGUAUCGCAUCACGUGACCCAUACUGUGGUUGGUUAAGCCAGGGAGUUUGUGAGAGAGUGACCCUGGGGAUGCUGCUGUUAACUGAAGACUUCUUUGCUUUCCAUAACCACAGUGCUGGAGGAUAUGAGCAGGACACGGAGUAUGGCGACACAGCCCACCUAGGGGACUGCCACGAAAGUUUGCCUACUUCAACUACACCAGAUUACAAAAUAUUUGGCGGGCCAACAUCUGACAUGGAGGUAUCCUCAUCUUCUGUUACCACUGUGGCAAGUAGCCCAGAAAUUACAUCUAAAGUGAUUGAUACCUGGAGACCUAAACUGACGAGCUCCCGGAAAUUUGUAGUUCAAGAUGACCCAAACACUUCUGAUUUUACUGAUACUAUAUCAGGUAUCCCAAAGGGUGUACGGUGGGAAGUCCAGUCUGGAGAUUCCAACCAGAUGGUCCAUAUGAAUGUCCUCAUCACCUGUGUGUUUGCAGCUUUUGUCUUGGGUGCAUUCAUUGCAGGAGUGGCUGUAUACUGCUAUCGUGACAUGUUCGUUCGCAAGAACAGAAAGAUCCAUAAAGACGCAGAGUCAGCCCAGUCAUGUACAGACUCCAGUGGAAGCUUUGCCAAGCUGAACGGCCUCUUUGACAGUCCUGUCAAGGAAUACCAGCAGAACAUUGAUUCUCCUAAGCUCUACAGCAACCUGCUGACCAGUCGGAAGGAGCUGCCACCCAACACGGAUACAAAAUCCAUGGCCAUGGACCAUCGAGGCCAGCCUCCAGAGCUGGCUGCUCUCCCCACACCAGAAUCCACACCUGUACUCCACCAGAAGCCCCUGCAGGCCAUGAAGAGCCACUCUGAGAAGGCCCACAGCCAUGGUGCUUCAAGGAAAGAACACCCCCAGUUUUUUCCUUCCAGUCCUCCACCCCAUUCCCCAUUAAGUCACGGGCACAUCCCCAGUGCCAUUGUUCUUCCAAACGCCACUCACGACUACAAUACAUCCUUCUCAAACUCUAAUGCCCACAAAGCCGAAAAGAAGCUUCAGAACAUCGAUCACCCUCUUACAAAGUCAUCCAGUAAGAGGGAACACCGGCGUUCUGUGGAUUCCAGAAAUACCCUCAAUGAUCUCUUGAAGCAUCUAAAUGACCCAAACAGUAACCCCAAGGCCAUCAUGGGAGAAAUCCAUAUGGCCCAUCAAACCCUCAUGCUGGACCCAGUGGGACCAAUGUCUGAGGUCCCACCCAAGGUCCCUAACAGGGAGGCAUCUCUAUACUCUCCUCCCUCAACACUUCCCAGAAAUAGUCCAACCAAGAGAGUAGAUGUCCCUACCACUCCUGGGGUCCCAAUGACUUCUCUGGAAAGACAAAGGGGUUAUCACAAAAAUUCCUCCCAGAGGCACUCUAUAUCUGCUGUGCCUAAAAACUUAAACUCACCAAAUGGUGUUUUGUUAUCUAGACAGCCGAGUAUGAACCGUGGAGGAUAUAUGCCCACCCAAACAGGGGCGAAGGUGGACUAUAUUCAGGGGACACCAGUGAGUGUUCAUCUGCAGCCCUCCCUCUCCAGACAAAGCAGCUACACCAGUAAUGGCACCCUACCCAGGACGGGACUUAAGAGGACACCAUCCUUAAAACCUGAUGUGCCACCAAAGCCUUCCUUUGUUCCUCAAACCACAUCUGUCAGACCACUGAACAAAUACACUUACUAAGCCUCAAGUGUGCUAUUCCUGUGUGGCUUUAUCCUGUCCCUGCUGUUGCGAGGAAGCUGUGAGGGUACCUUAAGAUGAGAUACCUGCUUGUAUUUUAAGAGAAACAAGUAGCCAAAGAAACUCUGUCACUUUGGUAACACCAGAACUUGCCACAUGUAGCUACUACAGCAAGGCUUCUGUGUACUUGCCGGAAACGAAGGGAGGUCCUGCUCAUUCCAUUUCUUUCGUUUGAAGCCGAAGGGAUGUGUAGCCUGGAGGGGCUCCCUUUACCAGUAUAAAGAGCUGACACAGUACUCAGAAGACUGAACAAAUACUUGAAAAUGGGUUCAAUGUAGACUGCCAUUCUGUGUGGUCUUCCCAUUAAAUGUGAACAUUUUAAUAUGUAUGCAUUCACCUUGCCUCUUGCACAAAUGUCAAAAUGGAAAGAUGGGAAUGUCUCAAAACAAAAUGAGCUUGGAGAUUACCAAGCAGUUUGCUGAAAAGUCAAUCUUUGACCCAAACUGUAGCAUUUUUUUUCCAAGUGUGGCACUGUUUUUCUUUUUCCAAUGCCACCAACAAACUGUGUUAAGAGAGGGGCGUGUCUGUGUGUGUGUGUGUGUGUGUGUGUGUGUGUGUGUGACAGAAAGAGAGAGAGAGAUAGAGAGAGAGAGAGAGAGAGAGAGAGAGAGAGAGAGACCUACCCAUUAGGAUUUAUUUAGGUGCCCAUUGCAUCUUUUGUACUAUGGAGUUGUUUACAGUAAGCAUGACUGAACAAGAACUAACAUCCUCCUAUACCGGUCCAUCGUGUUCGGCUCCGAUAAGGAAUAGUCAAGGCUUCUUUGACUGUCAACAUAACCUGUGUGGUACCCAGUGUCAGAACAUUUACGAGUUCUAAGUAAUUUUGUGCUGCUAUCCAUCAGAACGUCUAUUCCAGCCUUGCCAGCUUAAGAAGUUAGAGAAAUUAAGAGGUAUCCUUGAUGUAUCUAUCAGUAUUCAGUAGUAACACUUACCUGUCCACUGUGAAUCAAAGCCUGAGGCACGCUACUCAACCUUGGACACACUUACAAGCGUUUAUUUCCAUUGUCUUAUUUUAUUUUCCAUGUAGUAAAACUUUUCCUCUCUUAACUCCUCCUACCCCCAACCCCCAAGGCGAAAGAAAAACCAAAAGUAGGGCAAAGGAAAGAGACAGACAGAAAAGGAAUUACAGUUGGCUUAGCAGGGAGGGUCUGUAAAGCUCUUAGUGGUCCUGGCCUCCCUCCGUGUUCUGCUCUGUGAGGAUUUUUCUCCUGAGUCAUGCAGGCAAUGACAUUGAACUGUAAAUACCACAUGUGAGUUUACCUGGAUCUGUGCAUUUUGUGCCUUAUUCACGCGAGUGGUAGAAGUAUGUUGAGUGUUCCCACUACAGAGCAUCAUUUCCCAUGUGCCACUUGUAAAUGUUUUGCAGCCAGCACCUGAAGACUUCUUCCAGUCAUAAAGCAACCUAGAGUGAUUUGUUGUUGAACAACACCGCGCCCCCCCCCCUCCAGGAUCAGAAGCAGCAUCCAAGUUUGCCAUGAUAAA
Messenger RNA from Arvicanthis niloticus (Nile rat), 4800 nucleotides. RefSeq names its product semaphorin 6D (gene Sema6d). Gene Ontology annotation, biological process: axon guidance; positive regulation of cell migration; neural crest cell migration. Gene Ontology annotation, molecular function: semaphorin receptor binding; chemorepellent activity. NCBI's taxonomy places the organism in Eukaryota, Metazoa, Chordata, Mammalia, Rodentia, Muridae. The record is from RefSeq and is a predicted model, not a curated record. Gene Ontology annotation, cellular component: plasma membrane.